This is a messenger RNA of Acaulospora morrowiae, 1041 nucleotides long. The record is from the annotation of a GenBank genome assembly. Lineage: Eukaryota; Fungi; Glomeromycota; Glomeromycetes; Diversisporales; Acaulosporaceae.
AUGGCUCGACAACCUUUUGUCCCAAUUUCCAACAAUUAUUACAUAUAUUUUUUCUUCCUUUGUCUUAUUUCCUCGGUAAACGCAGUUGAAAUAGAUGAAUUAGGGAAUAGUGUAUUCCAAUCCCCGAAUACUACAUAUUGGCCUUGGUCAUGUCAAAAAAAUGAGUAUUCUAGUUAUAAAAUAUACCCCACCUUUGUUUCUCAGACAACAGUAUUUGUAACCACGGUGUACCUUCUUUUUACCGUAGCCGUUUACGGCACAACUUCUAAGAUGAAUUACAGGCUUACCGCCAUUAUUGAUGAUUUUCUCAUUUUAUCGGCUUCCUUGGUACCUAUCUUCGCGUGGUUCUUUACUACCAAGAUAAUCGCACAUUACGUUGACUAUUAUCGUCGCAUAGGCAAAGAUUAUGAUUCAUCGAUAUUGUUUUUUGAAUAUAACACUUAUUGCACCCCUGAAUAUAUUAGCACUAUAUUUAACCUUAUGCUUACCACCGUAUUAACCCGGUCGAUCGUAUCAUUCUUUUCUGAAGAGGGAUUAAUUGGACCCUUAAAUAUCGAAAAACGUAGGAUUUCAGGAGAAAAGGUUUUUUUGGGGAUCGAAAAAGAAGAUGACAUACAAUGCUUAUUGGACAAGGAUUUUUACAUUAAUGUCGAAGACUUGAGAGUCGCCGAGCGAAUUAAGAAUGCUGGGAUAGAAUAUCGCGAGGCUUUAAAAGAGUAUAAGGAAUUUGGUUCUAACGAUAUUAAUGAUUUAGGAAAAUCUCUCACAUUGCAAGAAACUUUAAAAGAAAAAAAGAAUACCUAUAUCAAAACGAUGUUAGAGUGCACAAUUAAUAAUAAGGUUUAUAUUGAUGUUCUUGAAGUGGGGUUGAUUCACUAUAUCCUUUACUCUCACCGAUCAAACGAAGAAUAUAAAAAAGAUGGUGAAUCUGAUAUAUUUGAUAUUGAAUGGGAUGGGUUAACUUGUGACAAAAAAAUAAUUGAUCAAGGGUGUUCGUGGAUUAAAAUUCCCAUGAUUCCGAAAAGCUUCACAAAAGUGUAA